Hermetia illucens (black soldier fly) is the source of this 1725-nucleotide messenger RNA. Its product is annotated as mitochondrial folate transporter/carrier-like. Lineage: Eukaryota; Metazoa; Arthropoda; Insecta; Diptera; Stratiomyidae. The transcript has 7 exons. Bases 629 to 1561 code for a protein of 310 amino acids. The record is from RefSeq and is a predicted model, not a curated record. Gene Ontology annotation, biological process: folate import into mitochondrion; nucleotide transport. Gene Ontology annotation, molecular function: folic acid transmembrane transporter activity; FAD transmembrane transporter activity. Gene Ontology annotation, cellular component: mitochondrion.
ACUUCCUGCCGGAACUAAUUGAGCUCACUAAAAGCACUUUUAACGUACCAUGAUAUAUACCUAAAAUGCUCUCCAACCAGUUUCUUUUGAAAGUGCGCACGAAGCGCUGGGAAGCACAUGGAGUGACAUUCACCGUCAAGGGGCUGGCAAGCGCCUACGGACACGCAGUUAUUGUGAUAUCUCUAGCUUUUGACAGCUGGGUAGAUUUCCGUCCGGUGAUUGGAUUUUGGAUAGGGGUAGUGAGUUAAUGUUACUCGAUCCGGUGAAUUUUGAAAUUAGUUCAAAGUGAGUUGUAGUGUAAGUGAUCUAUUUAGAGGUCGUCCUAAUAGAUUACACAAAAUGAUAAUAAAUUAUGUAAGUUCUUGCGGAAGUUAAUCAUAUAUAUGUUCAACAGUUUGCUCUAAACUAGUAAGACUAGAUCAUUAUUUGUUGAUCGAAUAUAUCUUGUCUUCCGAGUACACCUUGAUAUCCGAUUGUGGAGUAAAUGUUAAGAAGUUGUUUAUUAUAAAAGUGCGGAUAAUAAAUGCUUUCAAAAGUACAUAUGCUUCACGAGAAUUCGUAAUGAUUCCUCAGUCAACAGAAAACGAUUUGUUUUUAACCCUGCUAGCAAUUAAAGAAAGAUACACAAAUGGCGUCACCUUCUAACACCAAAGCCAAUAAGGUCCAUUUAUUGUCCCACGUGAAGUACGAACAUCUUGUUGCCGGGAUAUCUGGUGGGGUAACGUCCACUCUCAUUCUUCAUCCGUUAGACUUGAUCAAGAUUCGGUUCGCUGUGAAUGAUGGAAGAACAACGGCAGCUCCAAAAUAUCGUAGUUUGACAAGUGCCUUCGUUACUAUAUUUCGACAAGAAGGACUCCGAGGACUUUAUAAAGGUGUAACACCAAAUGUAUGGGGAUCUGGGAGCGCCUGGGGAUUUUAUUUUAUGUUUUAUAAUACUAUUAAAACAUGGAUACAAGGAGGAAACACUUCAACUCCUUUAGGACCGACAUUGCAUAUGCUUGCUGCCUCUGAAGCUGGUAUAUUGACACUCAUAAUCACAAAUCCUAUUUGGGUUGUAAAAACUAGACUUUGCUUACAAUAUGAAUUGGAACCAGCCUCGUCGAUGAAUGCUUAUCGUGGAAUGACAGACGCUCUAGUGAAGAUAUAUCGCCAGGAAGGAAUAAGGGGUCUUUAUAGGGGUUUCGUUCCUGGUAUGUUUGGAGUUUCUCACGGUGCUCUACAAUUUAUGACUUAUGAGGAAAUGAAGAAUUCAUAUAAUAAUUACAGAAAGUUGCCAAUCGAUACGAAACUGGGGACGUCUGAAUAUUUAAUUUUUGCCGCCAUUUCAAAAUUGAUAGCCGCUGCAGUGACAUAUCCAUACCAAGUGAUAAGAGCGCGCUUGCAAGACCAUCACCAUACCUAUGAAGGCGCUUGGGAUUGUAUGAAAAAAACAUGGAGAUACGAACAGUGGAAGGGAUUUUACAAAGGAAUUAUUCCAAAUUUGACACGGGUUGUUCCUGCUACAAUGAUAACUUUUGUGACUUAUGAACAUGUUUCACACGAGUUGAUGGCCAUGAAAUGAGAAAACUUGAAAGGUAUGGUUGUUACAAGUAAACAUCUGAAUGCAUUUAAUUUCAUCUGUUUAAAUUAAGUACAAUUUAUAUUUCAAAACUAUAAUAAUUCCUGAGUUAUAUUGCCGAAUCGUAUUUCCUACUGUUGUGUGAAUAAAGUUGUUUAUGAAAAUAA